AUGUCAACUUCAUCUUCUUUCCUGACAUCCUUACCAACCUACUCAUCUGUUUCUCAGUCUCGUCUGCAGUCGCUCUAUUCAGACAUUUCCAGGCAAAAACACUCGAAUGCCGCGUCCUUCAACGCCUACGUAGACUGGUGGCACCGUACCCUUGAGGAAUUCAUGUUGCGCAGUUGGGAUGACAAAAUUACCCAGAGCUCACCUAUUCUAGAUAGCCAACCUAAUAAACUGGUUUUGAAAGCAAGAAGAGAUCUCAUGGAAACAUUCAGGUUACAGGGUGUUGGGAAGCCGGCGGGACUAGCUACAGUCAUCGCUGAACUGAACACCAAGAAAGCAUUGAUAUCUGUGUCCCAAUAUCUGAGUGCAUCACAAUCGAUAUAUGAGUCCACCUGGUCGCCACUCAAGGUCACAUCCUAUGUCCUCGGAAAACCUUUGUGGUGGGCACUCCAGCAGCUGGAUAUUGUCCAAUCUGAGGAUUCUAAAUCUGAUGGAGAUAUGUGGAAGAAAGUCGAGGGCGAUUAUGUGGUGUUAUGGCUCUUAGAGCGAGCUGCCAAUGUCGUAGAAGUGAUACACGCGGAAAAGAGCACAACUAUCGCCGACUGUCUUUUUACCUUCGAUAGUUUUAGGAAGUAUGUCCGAGCGGAGCUACUCUCUGGUGUAUCGUUAAGUGAGUUGGAUACCAAGGUCUUACUCAAAUUCCUGGAAAGAGAGAGAGGAGUCAUCGUGUGUGACGACGAUGUGAUCAAAUUCGUUCACUCCGGAAAAGACAAACGAGUUACCACCGUUGAUCGAGGUAUCCUUGAACUGAAAUCAGCCGUAGAACACAUAUCUGCGCAAAUUGAUGAUAUUCAAGAAAAAAUCAGCCUAGCUUCCAGCAAGAUAUCAACUGCACUUCGAGAGAAGCGCAAAAAUGUGGCAUUAAGCCAUUUACGAUCCAAGAAACAACUUGAAGAUCUUCUGGAGAAAAGGCUGGGGUCACUCGACAUGUUACGAUCGACGAUGAUCCGAGUCGAAGCAGCUGCAGGAGACAUAGAGAUCAUGAAAUCAUAUGAGUCGUCUACUGCUACUCUUCGGGAGAUUCUUGCGCACCCGUCACUUCAAAGGGAUAAUAUCAACGAAACAAUGGAUGCCAUGGCUGCUGCCAGCGCUGAUGCUCGCGAGGUGGAGGAUGUAAUAAAGCUUGGAGGAGAUAUGGCGACAGCAGACGGUGGCUUAGACGAGGCAGAAAUAGAAGAAGAAUUCAGACUAUUGUCACUGGAGGUGGAGGAACAGGCAAAGGUGGAUAAGUUGCAUGCUGCACCAAUGCCACCAGAUAGUGUGCCAGAACCGACGGAUACCCCACAGGAAGUGGUCAAUGAGCGGAAACCCGAGCGGCAACUCACAGCAUAG
Molecule: messenger RNA, 1389 nt
Organism: Serpula lacrymans var. lacrymans S7.9
Lineage: Eukaryota; Fungi; Basidiomycota; Agaricomycetes; Boletales; Serpulaceae
Exons: 5
Coding region: 1-1389 (462 amino acids)
Biological process (GO): late endosome to vacuole transport via multivesicular body sorting pathway; vesicle budding from membrane
Cellular component (GO): multivesicular body; ESCRT III complex
Source: RefSeq, a predicted model, not a curated record